AUGGACGCACUCACACCAGAUACUUUCAAGCCAAUAUUAAAGAAGCUGACGACAGACGCUGAUAGCUUCAGUGAAGACGAUAUGCGUGCUGCAUUUGAACACAUCGUUAGACCGGAAUCGCACACAGCUGCACAAAUAUCUGCAUUCUUAACAGCAUUGAAAUUAACGCAAUAUGACUCAAAGUCAGCAUAUAUAGCUGCUGCAGCUACAGUCAUGCGUAGUCACUCCGUACAAAUUGAUGGUUUAUCGUCCGUUAGUCCAACUUGUGAUAUUGUCGGUACAGGAGGAGAUGGUCUGGAUACAUUCAACGUAUCGACGAGUGCGGCUGUUGUAGCAGCAGGUGCUGGUGCGACUGUCACAAAACAUGGCGCACGCUCAGCUUCUUCUGCAUCAGGUUCAGCGGAUUUAUUGCUGUCACUUGGUUGUUCGCUCUCUAUCGAGCCUUCCCGCUUACCUUCAAUACUCUCAGAGAGCAAGUUUGCUUUCCUUUUCGCAUCGAAUUAUCACCCUGCGAUGGCACACGUUGCACCUCUACGCCGUGAAAUUGGCUUCCCUACUAUUUUCAACUUCCUUGGUCCUUUGAUGAACCCAGCAAAACCAGCGCGUAUGGUCGUCGGUGUUGCGAAAAGGGAACUUGCGACAGUCUUCGUCGACGCACUAAACAGACUCGGCGUAGAGCGCGCCAUGGUAGUCCGUGGUAAGGAGGGUAUGGAUGAGAUUAGUCCCGAGGGCGAAACAGAGAUUUGGGAAUUAGAAAACGGAAAUGUUAAGGAAUACACAGUUUCACCAGCUAGCUUUGGUUUGCGACCACAUCCAUUAUCAGCCGUCAAGAGCGGUACUCCAUCCAACAAUGCCAAUAUCUUCAGAGCGAUCUUGUCAGCGUCAACACCAUCAUUUGACGAUAUACCUAAGGGUGUCGAGAUUGCCGCAUUGAAGGACUGGAUAUUGAUGAAUGCUAGUGCACUCUUGGUGGUUUCGGGACAAGCUAGCAACUUUGGACAAGGUGUCGUAAAAGCAAGGGACAGUAUUGAGAGCCUCAAGGCUAAGGCCGCUCUUGACGCAUUUAAGCAAGCAGGUCAGGAAGUUAACUAA
This is a messenger RNA of Wallemia mellicola CBS 633.66, 1092 nucleotides long. Its product is annotated as anthranilate phosphoribosyltransferase. The transcript has 3 exons. Gene Ontology annotation, biological process: L-tryptophan biosynthetic process. The coding region runs from base 1 to 1092 and encodes 363 amino acids. Gene Ontology annotation, cellular component: cytosol. Gene Ontology annotation, molecular function: anthranilate phosphoribosyltransferase activity. Lineage: Eukaryota; Fungi; Basidiomycota; Wallemiomycetes; Wallemiales; Wallemiaceae. The record is from RefSeq and is a predicted model, not a curated record.